Messenger RNA from Thalassophryne amazonica, 865 nucleotides. It is a transcript of the gene snap29, whose product is annotated as synaptosome associated protein 29. Gene Ontology annotation, molecular function: syntaxin binding; SNAP receptor activity. NCBI's taxonomy places the organism in Eukaryota, Metazoa, Chordata, Actinopteri, Batrachoidiformes, Batrachoididae. The record is from RefSeq and is a predicted model, not a curated record. The coding region runs from base 62 to 841 and encodes 259 amino acids. The transcript is spliced from 6 exons. Gene Ontology annotation, cellular component: SNARE complex; plasma membrane. Gene Ontology annotation, biological process: synaptic vesicle fusion to presynaptic active zone membrane; exocytosis; synaptic vesicle priming.
GAAGAAGAAGAAGACGGCAACGAGGUCGACGGCAGCAGCACCGCUUGCUGUUCUAUCAAAGAUGGCAUACCCUAAAUCCCACAACCCAUUUGCUGAUGAUGAUGAAGAGGAAGAGUAUGCCCCUAAAAGUAGGGGGUUUGGUGAUGACCCAAACGAUAUUGGAAUGACCGACGCAGAGAGAAGGCAGAGGUACCUCCAGCAGGAAGUGAUGCGCACUGCUCAGUCUGCUAUGGACAGCAGUUAUCGUUCUCUUGGUCUCAUUUAUGAAUCAGAGAAGAUGGGUGUGGACGCGGCAGAGGAGUUGAUACGUCAGGGUGAGGCCUUGAAGAGGACAGACAGGAUGUUGGAUAACAUGGAGCAUGAUUUAAAAACUAGCCAGAAGCACAUCAAUGGUAUCAAGAGCAUGUGGGGCGGUCUUGUUAAUUACUUCAGAGGCAAGAAUGAAACUAAACCACCACCUGAACAACCCAGUGCCUACCACGCCAGUGACAAACUACAAGAUGCCUUGUCCAAUAGAAGAGAAUUCAAUGAGAAGUACCAAGCCAGCCACCCUAAUCUGAGAAGAUUGGAAGCAGAAGGCUUUGGAGCUGCUGAGAGCACGUAUGAUGGUUCAUCUAAACAGAAUGGAUACUCUCAGAACAAGCAACUUAAGGCAGCUCACCAGACAUUGGACAACAACUUGGAUGAGAUGUCGGAAGGUCUAAGAAGACUGAAGAACCUCGGACUGGGUCUCCAGACUGAGAUUGACAGUCAGGAUUCCUCUGUUAAGAAUCUGCUCAAUAAAGUUGACAAGAUGGAUGGGAAAAUCCAGCACACAAACCAACAGAUCAAAAACCUGUAAUAAAACAAAAGCAGUCAGUGAAAA